AUGGAGGGCUUAAGCUGUCUUAAUUUUAUUGACGUCACUCUUUCUAGGAACGGAUGUCGGGAUUUGAGUCUCGAGUUCUCGACUCCGCAUUGUGUUACACGUAAUUUUUUCAGUAGCCUUCAAUACAAAGUUCUAUCUUUUUUAAUAUUAAGACAAAACGCUGAGUUAAAGCUGCUGAAAAGAUUUCGAUGAAUUAAUGUAUAAAAUCUGUGGAUGGAAAUCUGAUGGAUAACACAUUGUUUAAAAUUUUGGGUACACGCAAACCUCACUGGAAAUGGUACUAGUAAAAAUGGCUAUAGCAUUUUUGUCAAAAAAAAAAAACCACAACUAACACAAAACAAUUAACUGUUUAUAUUUACUGCCUAUAUUUGUAAUUUAUAUUAAAAUUUAACCCUCCAGAAGAGAAACUGCCCCCUUACCUUACACAACACACGUAUGUUUUAAACAAUAAUACCUAGAUGUACGUUGUACUUUGUACCUGUAUUAUUCUCUAGGUACAUACCUAUAUUAUAAUUAUAUAGAAUUUUGUUUAAAACCGGCCAUAGUCAUAAAAGUUAAACGCAUUUUUAAAUACGUAUACUAGCUGUCCUAUUUGGCGUUGUCCGACCAAUUUUUUUUAUUUUUUUUUAUUUCAUCCGUAUCACCAAGGUAACCCAUGAAUAAAUAAAAAUAAAUAAAUAAAUAAAUAGAUAUUUAUUCCCAAAAUACAUAAAAAAAAACUCCUACUUUAGCAGGUAUACUCUGCCUAAGGGUUGAAUUUUCAAAAAUCCUUUCUUAGCAGACGCCUACGUCAUAAAACAAUCGAAUUUCAGCCCGAUCCAUUCAUUGCAAUAGUUUGGGCUGUGCGAUGAUAAAUCAGUCAGUACAUGGUAUAUUAUAUUUAUAAAUAGAUAUAACCCAUAUAUUUUAUUAGACCAGGGAGUAUUUUUUAGUUUAUACAGAGCUAACAGAGGUCAAAUUUACCAAUUUAUUGUUGUUACAAAAAUUAUGAAUUAAUUAAAAAUAUUUUAUUUGUAUUUAUUUUUUUAGGGUUAAUGAAAUCAAGAAUUAUCUGUACUGACCAUUGCGGAAAAUCAUACAAAAUUAAACGUAUUGUAUUUAUUUUCAACUUAACAGGAUUAGCUCUUUUACAAAAUUAAAAAAGAAAUGAAGAAGAAAAGAAUGUGGCACCUAUCUAUACAGGAUGAUCAAUCUAUCGUAAGACAUUCGUUAUCUCGGAAAUUAUUUACUUUUUCCGAAAUUUGUUUUCUAAAAUAUUUAAGAAACUCUUCUACAAUCUUAUAUUUAUGUAAUUUUUAUUACCCUUAUUUUUGUGGGUAAAACCAACUUUUGAUUUUAAAAUGGCAACCUGUAUUAAAAGUUUCAUAAAUAAACGGAGUAUUAGUUAAAAUAAAUUUUGAUGUUAAAAUUUUUGAUUUCUGUCAAACUUUUGACGAGAUCUUCCACUUUUAAAUUUGAGUUUGGGGAAAGUGGUAGUGCAUUAUUCCACGCUACACGCCGUACCGCCACUCAAAUAAUACUCCACUUCUCUUCUCCAAACCAAAUUUAAAAGUGGAAUAUCUCGUCGGUAAUCAAAAAUGUCAACUCUUAAAUUUAUUUUAUAUAACACUCAAUUUGUUUAUGGAAUUUUUAAUACAGGUUGCCAUUUGAAAAUCAAAAGGUAGUGGUUUUACUCCUAAAAAUAAGGAUGACAAAAAAUAACAUAAAUAUAAAAUUGUAAAGCUGCAUGUUUCUUAAAUUUUCUAGAAAAUAAAUUCCGGAAAAAGUUAAUACUUUCCGAGAUAAUGAGUGUCUUAUGAUAGAUUGAUCACUCCAUAUAUAAAAAAAUAUAAAAAUAUAAAUGGCAAAUGAAUUAAUAAUUAUAAAUAUAGCAUAAAUAAUACAAUUAAUAAAAGAUUAGAUACGACUUUGAUAAUGAUAAAGUUGCUUAGAAAGGUUUUUCCGAAUUAGAAUAAUCUUUUAACAAUGUAGUUGACAACGUAUCUAAUAUAUUAUGAGGUGUACUAAAAAUAUCUAAUAUAAUAGAAACUUUACACAAUUUUCAAUGCUCUAACUAAUAAGGAGUCGCUACCAAUUUAAAACUUGUAAUAUGAAAUAAUAAAAACAUCACGAUUACGAGAGUAAAAGGGUGGAAUUCUAAAGUUAAUUCUAGCUCAAAGCUCAGGACAUAAAAUAUUAUUACUCAGUAAAGCAUAGAUAAACACAAUGCUGGACAAAUGACGUCUUAACUUAAGAGAAUCUAAAUUUACUAAACUUUUUACUAAAAUAAAAGUCUCUAGAACCUAACCUAACGAUUAGUCAUAUGACUUAAAAGUAAUAAAAUUUGUACAGUGAGUAAACAAAACAAUUUUGCAUUUAUCUAUAUUUAAUGGUAGGAAAUUACUUUUACACUAAUCGAAAAAUUGGUCCAAGUUUUAUUGUUAGUUAAAUAAAUCGGAAAUAGAGUUAAUUUGACUAAUUUCAGUAUAAAAUUUAGCAUCAUCAACAAAAAAUAAUACUUUCAUAAUAUUAUAUUAAAAAAAUACCAAAAAAUCGUUUAUGAAUAUUAAAAAAAAUAGAAAUCCCAAAUAAGACCCUUGCAAGGGUGGCUCUAGAGACUUGGUUGGGAGGGGCAUAAUUUUAAAAAAAAUGUAUACAAAAAGCAUGUUUUAUACCUUAUAGUUUAUUUAUACUUCAUAGUAUAGAUAGUAGAUACUUCUAACUACACACUUGUAUGUGUCUGUAAUAGUCAGUAGUAUAAUAUAUUUUUUUUAUAAAAUUGUUCACAAAAUAUGCGGGCUUGGAGGAACAUGGCCCUAGAGCAAUCCCUGGAGUCACCCCUGGACCCUUGAGGUGCCUUAGAUAAUACUUAAAACUCAUGAGACGUAUAAAAUGAUAUUUUUACCAUGUGUGUUCGAUUAAGUAAACACAAUUUAAUCCAGUUCCAAAGCGUACUGUAAAUUCCAAAAGAUUUUAAUUUAUGUAAAAAUAAUGUAUGAGUAAUUUUGUUAUGAUAUCUGCUUACAUAUCUACUAAUAGAUUUAAUAUAAUUCCAAAAGGAUUGUAUGUUAAAAUCAAUUUUUGAUAUUUACUUACUAUGAGGUAGCAAUAAGGAAUUAUUAUUCUUUAUACCUACACGAAGAUCAGAAAACUUAGUGUAAUCUAUGUGCGAGUGUGAAUUUAAAUUGUUUGACAACUAUUUUUUUUCAAUCUUAUCGAUUCCCACAACGAUUUAUUCAACCAAAUAAUAUUUUGCAUGCUAUUAGUACCUAUAUAAUCGAAUUUAAGGAAUAAAAAUAUCAAAAUUAUUUUAUGAAAUUUUAAAACUAAGAAUUCCAAAUCUGGAUUUUGAAAUUUUUUUUUUUGUGUUCUACUCAUUUGUGAUUUCAAAUCUAAGAGUUAAAACAAGGUAUCUAAGUGUACAGUGUAUACCUAAGCCUAACCAUAAACUAUAGCAAGUAGCAACUACUAACUUGGUAUUUUGGUUUUUGUUAAUUAUAAUGAAUACUAAACGCAAAUAUAAAUUCAGUUUGAAAAAACGCCUUGAAAAAAAUAAAGAAUUAUUGUUGAAAUGUGGAAAUAAUAAAAACCAAAUGAAAUUAAUUUUUCAAAAGGCGAGUUCAUUUUUCAAAUAAUUAUGCUUCAGCACCUAUGUUAAUAUUCUAAUUUUUAAUUAAUAAUGAAUAAUGUAGUUAGCAAGUACUGAGGUAGACCUACAACUUUUGGUGUAAAAUUAUAAACAUAUUACAGACAGUGCAGUAUUUAUAAUUAUAGGGGGUGAUAGAUCCCCAAUAUCACCCCGCUCCCUUUCCCUAGUUUUUUUAAAAAAAAGUUGUUUCUUACAACUUAGUUAUCCUGUGCGCUGUGAGUGACAUUACUAUUGAUAAAAUAUAUAUAUAUAUAUAUGUAUACAAUUAUAUUUAAUCAAUGACAUUACAAAAUAAUAACAAUUAAAAUAACCCGAUGAGCUGAUUUUUUAAAACUAAAAGCUAAAUUGUAUUUUUAUAAUGUAUUAAUGUUAUCCAUAUUGAUUAAGUUACUUAUUAAAGUACAUCAUUCACUAUAAUAAUAUUAAAAUUAUUUUAAAAACUAAACAUUUAAAAUUUUUAAAAGUAUUCAAUAUGUACUACAAACAUACAAUUAUUUUUUGGUAACUAUAAUGAUUGCUAUUAUUGCUAUUAAUUGUAUAGAUACACCUGAAAUUUCCAAUUUUAAUACAGAACACUGUAGAAUUAGGUAAUUAUUCAUUUUGAUUGUUUUAAAAAAAUGUAUUUAAUAUGUAAAUGUUUAUUUAGUAUUAUUUUUUUGUAAUGUUAACGAUUGUAAUUGAUUUUACAGGUGAACCUGAAGUUUCCAAUACUGAACACUAUAUGGAACAAAGUAUUGUUGAUAUUUCAUUUAAAAAACCGAAUUCAAAUAAUAUUGUUGUGUAUUGGUUAUUUCACUCGCAUCAACCAACAAACAAAAUUCCAUUUACAGCAGAUAAAGCAUAUAAACAAAAGGAUGGUAGUUAUAGAAAAUGGUUAUCUUACAGUACCAAAGAUAAAGCUCUAUUUUGUAACACAUGUAUCGCAUAUGAACGUAUUAUAUCCUUUUAUGUAUGUAGUUAUCUAUUAGAUAAAUUAUUAAAGGGAUCAAAUAAAAAAAGAUGA
This is a messenger RNA of Cinara cedri, 4631 nucleotides long. NCBI's taxonomy places the organism in Eukaryota, Metazoa, Arthropoda, Insecta, Hemiptera, Aphididae. The record is from the annotation of a GenBank genome assembly.